GCGACAGGUUAGAGCGCUCUGUGGCACGUCUCGGUAGGACGCUUCCUGAACGGCAGCUUUGAGAAACGCAAAAUCUCGUGGGUGGAAAUGGUAUUGUCUUCAGAACUGACAUAACAUUUCGAGGUGACACUGAAUAUGGCCCCAAAUUCCAUCCACUGGUUCCGGAAGGGUCUGCGUCUCCAUGACAACCCUGCACUUCAGGAGGCGGUGCGGGGUGCAGCCACUAUCCGCUGUGUCUACUUUUUGGACCCCUGGUUUGCUGGGUCCUCCAAUCUUGGGGUCAGCAGGUGGAGAUUUCUCCUUCAGUGCCUAGAUGAUCUCGACUCCAGUCUCCGGAAACUCAAUUCCCGCCUUUUUGUUAUCCGAGGUCAACCAGCCAAUGUUUUUCCACGUCUCUUCAAGGAGUGGGAAAUAUCCAGGUUGACCUUUGAGUAUGACUCAGAACCAUUUGGGAAGGAGCGGGACGCUGCCAUUAAAAAACUCGCAAUGGAGGCCGGGGUGGAAGUCAUCGUCAAGAUCUCACAUACACUGUACAACCUAGACAAAAUCAUAGAGCUGAAUGGUGGUCAGCCGCCCCUCACCUACAAGCGUUUCCAGACAUUGGUGAGCCGCAUGGACCCCCCGGAGAUGCCAGUGGAAACGCUGUCAAGCACCCUCAUGGGUUGCUGCAUCACGCCAAUUUCUGAAGACCAUGGAGACAAAUAUGGCGUGCCUUCUCUGGAAGAGCUGGGAUUUGACACAGAAGGCCUGUCCUCUGCUGUUUGGCCAGGUGGGGAGACUGAAGCGUUAACAAGGAUUGAGAGACACCUGGAGAGAAAGGCCUGGGUUGCAAACUUUGAGAGGCCGAGGAUGAACGCUAACUCCCUGCUGGCCAGCCCCACAGGCCUGAGUCCUUACCUUCGCUUCGGCUGCCUCUCCUGUCGCCUCUUCUAUUUCAAACUCACAGACCUCUACAGAAAGGUGAAGAAGACCAGCACCCCUCCCCUCUCGCUCUAUGGCCAGCUGCUGUGGCGGGAGUUUUUCUACACCGCCGCCACUGCUAACCCACGCUUUGACAAGAUGGAGGGCAACCCCAUCUGCAUGCGCAUACCCUGGGACAAAAACCCAGAGGCUCUAGCCAAGUGGGCUGAGGCCAAGACCGGCUUCCCCUGGAUCGAUGCCAUCAUGACCCAGCUGAGGCAGGAAGGCUGGAUCCAUCACCUGGCCCGCCAUGCCGUGGCUUGCUUCCUCACGCGAGGUGACCUGUGGAUCAGCUGGGAAGAGGGCAUGAAGGUAUUUGAGGAGCUCCUAUUGGACGCAGACUGGAGUGUGAAUGCAGGCAGCUGGAUGUGGCUCUCCUGUAGCUCCUUCUUUCAGCAGUUCUUCCACUGCUACUGCCCAGUGGGCUUCGGCCGGCGCACUGACCCUAACGGCGAUUUCAUUAGACGCUAUUUACCUGUUCUCCGAGGUUUCCCGGCCAAAUACAUCUAUGAUCCAUGGAACGCCCCGGACUCAGUGCAGGCCGCGGCGAAGUGUGUCAUUGGAGUGCAUUACCCAAAGCCCAUGGUGAACCAUGCGGAGGCCAGCCGCCUUAACAUUGAGAGAAUGAAGCAGAUCUACCAGCAGCUCUCUCGCUACAGAGGACUAGGACUUCUGGCUUCUGUGCCAUCUACGCACAAUGGGAACGGGAAUGGCAUGGCCUACUCUCCAGGAGACCACCAGUCCGGGACCCACACACCAGGCAGCUCAGUUGCCAGUGGAAACAGGAGUGGAAGCAUCCUUCUGAACUUUGACAGUGAAGAGCACCAGGGACUUGGCAAUAUCCAGCAUCAACAUCAGCAGGGCUACUACCAAAUGGCAGACUCUGGGCAGGUCGCUACCAGAAGCAGUCAACUCUACCAGUCCAAAAUCACUCAUGACAUUGCAGUUCCUCAUUAUGCAGGACAUCUGUCUCACACAGAAGGAAGUGUGACAGGGAAAAGGGAAAGAGAACCGGAACGAGAUGCUGAAGGAGAAGACGAUGCUCUCUCCAUUUCCCACAAACUCCAGCGACAAAUUGCAGAGAUCACUUCAGUCCACGGCAGCGAUGGGAACCACCCAAGUAUGAGGAUCUAAUGGGACAUAUCAAACUGAAGUGAAUCCAACACUGAGCAACUGAACACUGCGCAUUGUGAAGAGUAUCUUAUAAAAACAGCUCAUUUUGGAACAUGGAGGCUACUUUUUGUGUUUUUCUUUUUUCAAGGGUAUGGAGUUUUCGGAUGGGUUAUUUUGGGUCAGCUAUGUUAGGAUUCAGAAAGUAGCUUUAUUGUUCAGAAAAGGUUAGAUGGAUUAACAUCAGCUGAAGACAAAAUGAAGAAAAGUUCAUUCUCAUUCUUAAAUCUCCUCUGAAGUUUUUAUUCAGUUCCUUGGUAAAUAUUUUGUUAAUUGCAUGUAGGUAAACAUCAAUUCUUUUUUCAGAAAAAUGGAUACCCAUUGUAGUAACAUGCACAUCUGUAAACCUUUUAUAUCAGUCAGGAUAUAGAGGAUCUUGGGUCUUGGCAGCAGCCAGAGUUUCUCUGCCAGUUUUUAUGCAGCUGGUUUAGAGACCGUUACUUCAAACACCAGCCUGAUCUAAAAUACACUAGCUACAUACAACAACAUUUUUUUACAGAAACAUUAAACUUCAUUUCACGCUUGGAUUCAUACUCUCAGAAAAGAAGUCAUAUUGCAAAUUUUUGUAAACACAAAAGAUUUAUAGCUGCUUUUUAUAUAUUUUGUUAGUCUCUGUUGAAUGUAUUAGUGAUUGAACUGUAUGUAGAUAUGAAUAACAAAUAUAGUGAAAUGAAAACUCCUGGGACUGUAACAGGUCAGGGAAUGUAAUUUUUUACAUCCUCCACUUCAACGUUAGAAGUAUUUUUGUAACCAUUAGCUGAUCUGCACCGUAUCAUUUUAUCUGUGACUAAAAUGAUGUGAUAUAAAAAAUUCUAAAAUGUUUAGUGCAGUGCAGUGAUCAAUAGAGAAUCAAUUGCCACCAUUACAAAAGAAAUAUGACUAACUUAGAUUGUCUCUCAUGUAUGUUUUGUGUCCAAUGGUCAGACCUGGCCAGACCUCACAGACAGCAAAUGAACAAAAAAAUAGUGCUAAGGCUCAACACUGGGAAAAAGUAAAACGUAUACCAGCUAACCAGGGGAUGUGUCCAAGGUUGAUUUGAAAAUGAGGUCAACGAUACGUGGGUUUAAGGUGACUUAGCCUGGCACUUUUACUAACAUUUGUAGAUGUGCAAGAAGACCCCCUUUUAUCCUUUCUUCUCGUAUUUAUGACCUCUAACGAGUUAUUUUUUUAAUGUUCUGAAAACUGAGUCAGCAGUUUGUUUGUUUGUUUGUUUGUUUUUAAUCAUAAACAUAACCAUUAUUUGUUACAGGGUUUUAAAUAAUGAAAACAAAUGAACAUCAAUGUCUGACCGUAAGUCUUAGAUCUAUAGUUUGUUAUGCUUCUAAAGAAAUCUUACAUACCACGUUGCAUGUUGUAUAUAAGAAAUCCAGGCAUUGCUAAUACAAACAAUAUUUAAAGGCAAAAAAGCAUACAAAGAUAAAUGUCACAACAUGCCUCCAUACCCCAUCCCACCUUUCCACCCCAACUUGAUUUUUUCAUAAGCACGUCACUCUGAGCCAGAAUGGUUUUAUGCUGGUUUUUCCACACCCAAACUGGCCAGAUCCAAAUUCUACAGUUUUCCUCAAUACAAUCAAUUAUAAUUUUCUUUCCUUCAAGCAUCAAAUUAAACAUUACUAUUUUGGCUAUAUAAGUGGCUGUAUAAUUUAAGUGAUGGGGAAACGAAGCAUUUUGCUGCAUGUGUCCUUCAUCCUGGGUCUGAAGGCUCUCCUCAGGGACAUGUCCUGUUACUCUCCGUCCUCCCCAGCCAUUUUGAGACGGCUGCUGUUUCCUGCUAGGCAUUUACCACUCAAACAUUGCAUUUCUGUGUUUUCAUACAGAAAAAGAAAGUUGUCUUACAGCUGGACCUAAAGAAGGGGUGGCUUUUUUUUUCUUUUAAUUUUUUUUUUUUAAUUUUAUUUAUUUUAUUUUUUUGCACAAACCAUUAAAAACUUUUCUUCAUUUGAAAGAACACAUUAUUUCUAAGAGCAGCCAAAGUACUUGGGCAUUGCUCUUUUUUUUUUCAUAAACAUUGAUACACUCCAAAGUAUGUUAUGCUGGUAAAAUAGCAAACUUGAAGUGUCCAUCACAUAAAACGUUUACAGUAGUCCAAGUGUACCACAAAAGCUUUUUUUGUACAUCUAUAAUGUGUAGAUGUAGGCCAGAAACAUUCUGUGUGCACUGAUGAUCAUUUAAGUAAUUGACACAAAACUGUGCUAAAUUGGUGUUUGUGCUGUCCCUGGACCUGUUUUUUGGCAUAGUGGCAUGUGUACAGCAAAUAGCAAACAAUGGAUUGUUUUAAGUACGUGAAGGGUUAGUUUCAUUUUUCAGUAUUGGGAGUGCUUUUUGACUGUAAUUUUUUUGUGCUGAUGUACCUACCUACUUGUAUUUGUCACAGUAGAAUAAGUGAACCAUGUCUUUUCCUCCCACUUGGAGUAGUUUUGUUUCUUUUAUUUAAUUUCUGUGAAAUACUCUUCUAGUCUGUAAAUAUUUGUUGUUCUGCAAAAUCCGUUUGAUGACGGAAGUAAAUUGUUAAGAGUAGUUUGAACAUAUGAGCUGCUUUUGUGUCUGAACCCCAUAUCUUAUUUCUCAGCAUACUGUAUGUUAAUGAAUCUUAAUGUGUUUCUCAACAAAUAACCUAUAUUUUUUACAAAAAAGUUUUUUUUUUUAAUUUAAAAGUGUUUAAAUUUUGCUUGGUCAAAAGCUGGUUGAUUAAAAAGGUUGUUUUUCCUCUUAGAGAACAUAGUGUGCUUAACUUUAAAGGAGAAUUAUUAAAAUUUUUUCACAAUUUUA
Electrophorus electricus (electric eel) is the source of this 4899-nucleotide messenger RNA. NCBI's taxonomy places the organism in Eukaryota, Metazoa, Chordata, Actinopteri, Gymnotiformes, Gymnotidae. The record is from RefSeq and is a predicted model, not a curated record.